UAUAUAAAAAUAAUAUAAUAACAAUAAAGGCUUAAACAAACUCAUAUGCAAAUUAUAUUACUGUAUUUAAUUGAGUACAAAGUAAGUGAAGUAUGUGUGCUUUAUAAUAUUCACACUUCCUUUACACUUUAGAUUUCCGUUGAGUUUAAUGCUAAUAUUUAAUUCAUAAAAUGCAAUCAGUGUUAUUGCCAAUUUCACAUGGUCGAGUUGCUUUUUGGGCACACAGCGUCUAAGCAUCUAGAAAUAGAAACACUUCACUCAACAUCAGGCGUGUUCAAGUAUUCAAUAUUUCUGCAGUGAAUACAAACAAUAAAAAAAAACGAAAAAAUGGUAACAUUCAAAGAAAUAAUACAAAUUGCUGUUAUACAUGUAUAUUUCUUCGUAUUUUAUUUUUCGGCAUAUUUCAUCUAUUGGUACACUGUCAAAGGACUUACUUUUGGUAGUUUGUGGGUGAAAACUGUGCUAAUUACAUAUUUGAUAUAUCUGCUGAUUGAUUACUUUGUGUACCACAGUGCUUUGGAUGGCAAUGGCUCCAUUCUAUUACGUUCGAAACGUUUUGUCGGCAUUACACGUGAUUACUUUCCUGUCGAGAUACGGAAAACCGCAGAGAUACCACCAAAUCGGAAUUACAUACUAGCACAUUUUCCCCACGGUAUACUUACACUAGCUAUAUCCAUCAAUAUGCUACUUGAAAUAACACCGUUCCUUCGUUUAUUUCCCGGCAUACGACCCAAGGUUGCAACAUUAAAUAUUAAUUUUUGUACACCAUUUGUGCGUGAAUUUUUACGUUAUUUGGGUUACAUACCAUCGUCGAAAGAUUCAUUAUUAUAUUUUUUGAAUAAAUCAAAUGAUCCCAAACAUACUGAUAAUGCAGAUGGUUUCACAUCUUAUAUGCUGGGUAUAUCAGUGGGCGGCACACAAGAGGCACUACUUACAGAACCGGGAAAGUAUACGAUUGUGCUGAAAAAACGCAUGGGUUUCGUAAAAUUAGCAAUACAAACGGGAUCACCGAUUGUGCCGUCUUUUGGUUUUGGUGAUGUCGAUAUUUAUACGCCAUUGGAUAAAGCAUGGUUUCGACCAAUACAAAUGUUUUAUAAAAAAUAUUUUCGCUAUGCGCCAAUUAUAUUUAAGGGGCGCGGGAACACAAUUUUGCCUUAUAAGAAGAAAGUAACGUUAGUGGUUGGCAGUCCCAUUGACGUUAAGAGAACUACAAAUCCAGAUCCAGCGUAUGUGGAAGAGAUUCACACCAAAGUUGUGGCAGCUGUACGUGAUUUAUUCGAGACAUACAAGCGUGAAUAUAUUGAAAACAGCGAAGAAACUGAGUUAGUUAUAAUGUGAACAGGGCCGUCGAGAGAAAAUCGGGGCUCAGGGAUAAUUCAACACCUUAAUUUCAUGAUCUAAAAAAUAUGUUUUUUUGUACUUACACUGCAAAUCAACGAGUU
Messenger RNA from Ceratitis capitata (Mediterranean fruit fly), 1442 nucleotides. Its product is annotated as 2-acylglycerol O-acyltransferase 2. Gene Ontology annotation, biological process: triglyceride biosynthetic process. NCBI's taxonomy places the organism in Eukaryota, Metazoa, Arthropoda, Insecta, Diptera, Tephritidae. Gene Ontology annotation, cellular component: endoplasmic reticulum membrane. The record is from RefSeq and is a predicted model, not a curated record. The transcript is spliced from 6 exons. Bases 328 to 1338 code for a protein of 336 amino acids. Gene Ontology annotation, molecular function: diacylglycerol O-acyltransferase activity.